AUGCAGGGUGGAUGUGAGAUAGAAUGCCACAAAGAUCAAGAAGAGAUGGUCGUCGAUCCCAUCGAGAUUGAACCAGAAAGUCGUGAAACAACCGUCGGCAACAGUGUCGAUUGUCGCCGAGUUUUGACAGCGAUGAACAUAUUCGGAGAUCCCGAGGUGCUUCUGGUGCGAGACUUCUUGGAUGCAGCCGAGAUGCAACAUUUGAUCGACUUUGCCGAAUCUGGCUGGGAACCUUCAGAGGUGGGACAAGGAGUCUAUCGUACAAAGGACGAAGGGCAGGAUUUGGCGAACCAGGUCUCUGAGAUACGAACGUCUUACUCUUGCCUUAUAGAACCAGGGCAGAGUGAAAUCAUCACAGCGAUCGAAAAUCGGCUUGCUGCUCUCGCGGAGGGCUCCUCAGAAACGUGGCAUGGACAUCAAGUUCUUGGAGCCCCUCAACAUGGUCAGGUAUUUGCCGGGGCAGUAUUUCAACCAGCAUCAUGA
Molecule: messenger RNA, 483 nt
Organism: Symbiodinium necroappetens
Lineage: Eukaryota; Dinophyceae; Suessiales; Symbiodiniaceae
Source: the annotation of a GenBank genome assembly